AUGCAUGUAUUAAUAUGGUUAAAAUCACAAGUCUCUCCAAAAAUCUUUUGGACAUUCUUUUUAACUUUCUACCAUAUUUUUAUAGAGGAUAUUUUUUAAAAAAAAUUAUGUAAUUUAUAUUAUUUUUAAUACAUCAAAUUAAAUACUGCAUAAUAAAAUAAUAUAAUUAUUAACAUAAAUAUUAUUAACACAGGUAUUAUUAAUAUAUAAUAUUUUAAGUUUUGGUUAAAUAGGAGAUUUGUUGGGUAUUUUAUUUAAUACUUUAACAGUUUCCCUACAUAUUCUCUCAUCCUAUCUUUUUUGCUAAUUGCUUCAAUCAAUGGCAAUGAAAUUCUUCCUUGUUAUUCUUCUUGUCUUCCCAUGUCUUCUUUCUCCUUUUACUUCUGCUGAAUCCACUGAUUUCGAAUAUUGCAAUAAAAGGGCCAAUUAUGAUGUGAAGGUCAGUGAAAUAGAUAUAACACCCUAUCCUGUUCACGGAGGUAAAACGACCACAUUCAGUAUUAAAGCAAAAACAGGUAAGAAUCUCACUGGAGGAAAGCUGGUGAUUGAUGUCAACUAUUUGUUCUUUCAUGUCCACCAUGAGGCCAUUGACCUUUGUAAUGAGACAUCUUGCCCAGCAUCCGGUGAUUUCGUGAUUUCUCACUCACAAGCCUUGCCUGGAUUUACUCCACCUGGAUCAUACACUCUGACAAUGAAGAUGAUGGAUGAAAAGAAUGAGCAACUGUCAUGCAUAAGUUUUAGCUUCAGCAUUGGGUUUUUCGAUGAAUCCCAGGCAUUGGCAGCAUCUAGCUAAGUGGUCGAAGAAUCUAGUCAUAAUAAAUAAUGGUUCUCUAACACUCUCUCUGGUUAAUGUAUAACACUCGUAUUGUGUGGUCUGUUGCUCUUUCUUGUACCUCUUUAUACAGUAAUACCGAUACUGCUGGCUUUCUCAGAGAUGCAAGAAAACUGUGUUUCUUUGUCCUCGGUGA
Capsicum annuum is the source of this 968-nucleotide messenger RNA. RefSeq names its product putative phosphatidylglycerol/phosphatidylinositol transfer protein DDB_G0282179. Gene Ontology annotation, biological process: intracellular sterol transport. The coding region runs from base 320 to 793 and encodes 157 amino acids. The record is from RefSeq and is a predicted model, not a curated record. The transcript has 4 exons. Gene Ontology annotation, molecular function: sterol binding. NCBI's taxonomy places the organism in Eukaryota, Viridiplantae, Streptophyta, Magnoliopsida, Solanales, Solanaceae.